UGUUGGAAUCAUUUGAAUAAUAUGAUUUUAUCUUUCACUGUGUGCCAAAUAUAUAUACUUACAUUGAAAUAAAUAUAUUAAAGCAGAGAAGGGGAAAAAUUCUGUCGGUCAAUUUUAAAACGAAUGAAACUGAUGAGUUUCUUGGACCAGCUAUAAUAUUGUACAGUUGUAUAGUCACAAUACAAGUUUAUAUAAAAUAAUAUAUCGCAUAUACAAAUAUGCAACAGAGUCAGGAUGGAGUGGAUCGGUUAACGGAGUUUAAGUAGUAGGAGAACACAGCAGUCAGACUUGCCAGAUUGAAAAUAAGCCAGUAACACGAGUAUACUGUUAGCUGACUGUUCGUUCGUUGCAUUUAUUACUCAUAAAAAAAUUUAUUAAUCAUCGCAAAAAUUUAACGUAAUUUAUAAAAUUAAUAAAAUUAAUAAAACAAAUAUAAAAAAAUUAUUUUUUUUCAUCUUCAAAUGAUAUAUAAAGUGUUUUAAAAAAAUAAAAAGAAAAAAAAAACAAAAAUAAAAAAAAACAUUAUGACUUCGGUGUUUUCAAAAUUAAUUGAUAAAACAUCAGCAAAAUGUGGUAUUCAACAAGGAACUAUGACUCGUGGAGUUGUUGCUGCUGUAACAACAUUUUACAUGAUCAAAUUAACAUAUCCGUAUUUAAUAAAAAUGAAAAAAUCAAAACAAAAAAAUACUGAUAAUGAUAAAUUAAAAAUAGAAAAUAAUUUUAAUAAUGACAAUAAUAAUAAUAAUAGUAAUAAUGAAAAUAAAAAUAAUAGUAAAAAAUUAGAUGGUGAUAUUAAUCUUGGUUUAAAUAGAGUUUUUUUAAAACAAUUAUUAAUGUUAUUAAAAAUAAUGGUACCAGGAUGGCGUUCAAAAGAAACUGGUUUAUUAAUAUGUGCAACAAUAACACUUCUUGCUCGUACAUUUAUAUCUGUUUAUGUUGCAACACUUGAAGGACAAAUUGUCAAACGUAUUGUACUCAAGGAUGUCAGUGGUUUUUUUAAAAUGUUAACAAGAUGGUUUGCAAUUGCAUUACCAGCAACAUUUGUUAAUUCUGUUAUUCGUUAUCUUGAAGGAAGACUUGCAUUAAGUUUUCGUGAACGUCUUGUUAAGUAUGCAUACAAAAUGUAUUUGAGUCAACAAACAUAUUAUCGAGUUUCAACACUGGACAAUAGACUUGGAGGGGCCGAACAAAGACUGACCGAUGAUUUAUCGGAAUUAGCUAGUUCAGUUGCACAUCUUUAUUCAAGUCUUACAAAACCAUUACUUGAUUGUGUACUUGUUGGUAUUGCACUUGUAUCAUUUUCAACAAAACUCGGUGCUAAAACAGUACCAGGUCCACUUGUUGCUGUUGGUGUUAUUGCAAUAACCGGUCAGGUACUUAGACUUGCAUCACCAAAAUUUGGUCAGCUUGUUGCUGAGGAAGCAUCAAAACGUGGUAGAUUACGUGAAGCACAUGCACGUAUAAGUGCACAUGCUGAAGAAAUUGCAUUUUAUGGUGGUCAUAAUGCUGAACAUCUUUAUCUUAGUACAGCAUAUAGAUCACUUGUUGUACAUAUUAGAAAAGUAUUGGCUGUUAAAUUAUGGUACAUAAUGCUUGAACAAUUUUUAAUGAAAUAUGUUUGGUCUGGUACUGGACUAUUUGUCAUUGCAAUGCCACUACUUUACACAAAUAAUAAAACAGUCAAUUCACAUGCUGAUGGUGAUGGUGGUGUCAGUGAACGUACACGUUAUUUAACAACAUCAAAGAAUUUAUUGAGUUCAGGUGCUGAUGCUGUUGAAAGACUCAUGUCUUCAUACAAGGAAUUAGUUGCACUUGCUGGUUAUGCAAAUCGUGUAAGUGAAAUGUUAAAUGUAUUUAAAGAUGCUGCUCUUUGUAAAUAUCAAAGAACAGUUGUUACAAAUCAACAAACAAUAAGAAUGACAAAUACCAUGACAAUGAAAACAGAAAGAAAAUUGGAAUUUAAAGAUGGUUCACCAAUUAUUAAAGGAAUUGUUUGUGAUAGUUUAGAUGGUACAAUUGCACUUGAUGAUGUACCAAUUGUCACACCAAAUUGUGAAAUAAUUGUACAAAGUUUAUCAAUAAUAAUAAAACCAGGUGAUCAUUUAUUAAUAACUGGACCAAAUGGUUGUGGUAAAAGUUCAUUAUUUAGAAUAAUAUCUGGUUUAUGGCCAGUUUAUGGUGGUUCAUUAACACGUCCUGGUGAAUCAUAUUAUUUACGAACAAAUAGACCAGCAAUGUUUUAUAUACCACAAAAACCAUACAUGACUAUUGGUUGUUUACGUGAACAAAUAACAUAUCCAGUACAAGUUAAACCCGAUAGAAAAAAUGAUGAAGAGCUAUUAAAAUUAUUGGAUCUUGUUGAUUUACGUUCAUUGGCUGAACGUGAACAAAAUGGUCUUGAUGCUAUUGGUGAUUGGGACUCAACACUUUCUGGUGGUGAAAAACAACGUUUAGCAAUGACAAGACUAUUUUAUAAUACACCACAGUAUGCAUUACUUGAUGAAUGUACAAGUGCUGUUAGUCUUGAAGCUGAAGGUUCAAUGUAUGAAACAGCUAAAAAAAAAGGAAUAACAUUAUUAACAAUAACACAUCGUGUAUCAUCACUUGCUAAAUAUCAUAAUUAUGUACUUAAAUUUGAUGGUGAAGGUGGAUGGAAUUUUGGUCUUCUUGAUAUAAAUAAUUUAACAACAAAUCAUCAUUUAAAAAUAGACAAUGAUUUUAAAGAAGAAAAAAAUUGUCAACUUCCAAAAAUACAGGAAAUUCAAGAUUUGGUUACUGAUGAAAAUCAACAACACAUUGGAAUAAGUUGAGACGCAAAGAAAUUCAUUAAAAAUACGUUGUUAAUGUUUUUGUGGCUAAAUUUCUGUGAUGUUUUAAAAAGCUUAUUGGGUUGGACUCUAUAUUAUUAUAAUUAUUUUAAUGCUAUGUAUAUAUAAAUCAAUUAAUUAACUUAUUCAAACGUAACAUAGAUAUUUUUUUUAUUUUAGAAUAAAAUAUAUAUUGAUAUUCAAGCUGCAUGUGAGAACCAAUCAUUUUAAGAAAUGAAAAAAAAUUAAAUAUGGGUGAUAUUGUUAUAUUAUGUAUUCAAUUUAUUAUGAUUUUAUAAAUGUAUGCAUUUUUUUUUAAAUUUAUUCAUUUUACAAAAAAAAAAAAACGAAAUAAAAAAUUACAAACGUAAGAAUGAAUUAGUAA
Aphidius gifuensis is the source of this 3192-nucleotide messenger RNA. RefSeq names its product ATP-binding cassette sub-family D member (gene ABCD). Gene Ontology annotation, cellular component: peroxisomal membrane. The record is from RefSeq and is a predicted model, not a curated record. The coding region runs from base 525 to 2810 and encodes 761 amino acids. Gene Ontology annotation, biological process: very long-chain fatty acid catabolic process; fatty acid beta-oxidation; peroxisome organization. Gene Ontology annotation, molecular function: ATP binding; ATP hydrolysis activity; ABC-type transporter activity. NCBI's taxonomy places the organism in Eukaryota, Metazoa, Arthropoda, Insecta, Hymenoptera, Braconidae. The transcript is spliced from 6 exons.